Messenger RNA from Rangifer tarandus platyrhynchus (Svalbard reindeer), 792 nucleotides. NCBI's taxonomy places the organism in Eukaryota, Metazoa, Chordata, Mammalia, Artiodactyla, Cervidae. The record is from the annotation of a GenBank genome assembly.
AUGUGGGAGCUGCGGUCAGCCUCCUUCUGGAGGGCCAUAUUUGCUGAGUUCUUUGCCACCCUCUUCUAUGUCUUCUUUGGGCUGGGGGCCUCGCUGCGUUGGGCCCCGGGACCCCUGCACGUCCUGCAGGUGGCUCUGGCCUUCGGCCUGGCCCUGGCGACCCUGGUGCAGGCGGUGGGCCACAUCAGUGGCGCCCACGUCAACCCCGCGGUCACUUUCGCCUUCCUGGUGGGCUCCCAGAUGUCCCUGCUCCGCGCCAUCUGCUACAUGGUGGCCCAGCUCCUGGGGGCCGUGGCCGGGGCCGCGGUGCUUUACAGCGUCACCCCGUCGGCCGUCCGAGGAAACCUAGCGCUUACCACGCUGCACCCUGGGGUGAGCGUGGGCCAGGCCACCAUAGUGGAGAUCUUCCUGACGCUCCAGUUCGUGCUCUGCAUCUUUGCCACGUACGACGAGAGGCGGAAUGGCCGCCUGGGCUCCGUGGCCCUGGCUGUGGGCUUCUCCCUCACCCUGGGGCACCUCUUUGGGAUGUACUAUACUGGUGCAGGCAUGAACCCUGCCCGCUCCUUUGCUCCUGCCAUUCUUACCAGAAACUUCACCAACCACUGGGUGUACUGGGUGGGCCCCGUCAUUGGAGCAGGCCUGGGCAGUCUCCUUUAUGACUUUCUCCUCUUCCCCCGGCUCAAGAGUGUUUCUGAGAGACUGUCUAUUCUCAAGGGUACCAGGCCCAGCGAGUCCAAUGGACAACCAGAGGUCACAGGGGAACCUGUUGAACUGAAGACCCAGGCCCUGUAA